Messenger RNA from Laccaria bicolor S238N-H82, 306 nucleotides. RefSeq lists its product as uncharacterized. The coding region runs from base 1 to 306 and encodes 101 amino acids. The record is from RefSeq and is a predicted model, not a curated record. The transcript has 2 exons. NCBI's taxonomy places the organism in Eukaryota, Fungi, Basidiomycota, Agaricomycetes, Agaricales, Hydnangiaceae.
AUGACCGGAAUCAGUAUCUUGAUAUUAACGACGAAGUCGAUACAAUUCCGCCUCAUCUUGAUACUUCUCUUGUCAGUGCCCCGUGGUGCUAUUAGUACUAUCAACUUCAGCGCCCUAACUCGCCGUCGCGUGCUGGAGAUCGUAGCAGGAGAGAAAAUAGAUUACACAUGCCUAUCCACUACCAUCGCCGCUAACGCUCUCCUAGGGAACCAAUCCCGUCCCAAGGUUCGAACUCAGCAUCGGUCGUCCCCGCCUUUGUAUUCGACGGUCACGGAGGUGGAUGAACGAGUGACGUUGGACUUUUGA